Messenger RNA from Caenorhabditis bovis, 822 nucleotides. Lineage: Eukaryota; Metazoa; Nematoda; Chromadorea; Rhabditida; Rhabditidae. The record is from the annotation of a GenBank genome assembly.
AUGAAUCGUCUGAAACCCGACCAACGGGCCAAAGUGCUCAAUUUCAUGCAAUGGACGCGCUCGUCGGAAAUCACCGCGAUCAGCUAUUUGACGCGCGCCAGCUGGAAUAUCGACGCCGCCGCCGGAAUGUUCUUCGACAAUCCGAAUUUGUUCGAGCAAAUUCAGCCGUCGGUGGAUACUCGAAAGCUCGAAGAGGUGUUCCGACACUAUUGGGACGCGCGCGACGAGAUGCCGAACACAAGAAUAGGUCCGUUCGCGAUUCAGAAGCUUCUCAAAGAACUCGGACUGCCGGAGCUCGAUCGUCGCGUGCUGAUUCUCGCGUGGAUUCUCAACGCGGCAGUCGAAUGCGAAUUCUCGCUUCAGGAAUGGAUCGACGGCUGGAAAUCGCAGGGCAUCGAUUCACUGGAGGGCAUGCGCGAGCGCAUCAACGGCCUCGACAUGGAAAUCGACACCGAUCCGCAACUAUUCCAGAAGCUCUACACGUUCACGUUCGUUUACGGCAAACCGGUGAGCCAGCGGAGUUUGAGCAUGGAGAACGCCAUCGCUUAUUGGCACAUAUUGUUUAAGGGUCGAUUUGCGGUCUUCGAGAAAUGGGAGGAAUUCCUCAAAACCGAGCACAAUAGCGCGAUAACUCGUGAUACCUGGAAUUUGCUGCUCGAUUUCCUCAUCACCAUCAAACCGGACAUGUCGAAUUACGACGACGACGGCGCGUGGCCGGUGCUCAUCGAUCAGUUCGUCGAAUACAUGCGGAAUAAGUUUGAUUUGCCGAAGCCUGAGCAGAAGCCCGAUCCGUACGCGAGCGUCGCACCCAGAUACAUGUAG